GAGCACUUCAUCUUCAGGUGGAGUCAGUUCUUACUGGGUUAUAAAUUUGCUGAGAGCCAGAGAAAGCAGCUGUUUUGCUGGAAUCUUAGUGAGCACAUAGAAUCAUCAUGAGGGAGUGCCUGUCCAUCCACAUUGGCCAAGCUGGAGUUCAAAUGGGCAAUGCCUGCUGGGAGCUGUAUUGUCUGGAACAUGGGAUCCAGUCGGAUGGUACUAUCCCUGGGAAUCAGACUGCUCAGAAGAUCCUGCCAGAGGCUGAGCAAGUGGACUCCUCGUUUGAGACGUUCUUCUGUGAGACUGCAUCUGGGAAGCAUGUACCCAGGGCGGUGUUCAUUGACCUGGAACCUACUGUCAUAGAUGAGAUCCGCACAGGGACGUAUCACUCCCUCUUCCACCCUGAGCAGCUGAUCAGUGGCAAAGAAGAUGCUGCCAACAACUAUGCCAGGGGCCACUAUACCAUUGGGAAGGAAAUCAUUGACACCGUCCUGGGUAGGAUUCGCAAAAUGGCUGACCAGUGCAGUGGUCUUCAAGGUUUCCUCGUAUUCCACAGCUUCGGCGGAGGCACGGGCUCAGGCUUCACUUCGCUUCUGAUGGAGCGACUCUCGGUAGAGUACAGCAAGAAAUCGAAACUAGAGUUUUCUGUGUACCCUGCCCCACAGGUGUCCACUGCAGUGGUAGAGCCCUACAACUCCAUCCUGACCACCCACACUACCCUGGAGCAUUCAGACUGCUCGUUCAUGGUAGACAAUGAAGCCAUCUAUGACAUCUGCAAUCGAAACCUAGACAUUGAGCGCCCAACCUAUACCAACCUCAACAGGCUGAUUGGGCAGAUCGUGUCAUCUGUGACCGCUUCCCUGAGGUUCAAUGGUGCCCUGAAUGUUGACCUGAUAGAAUUCCAGACCAACUUGGUGCCUUAUCCCAGGAUCCAUUUCCCUUUGACCACCUACGCCCCCAUCAUCUCUGCAGAAAAGGCCUACCAUGAGCAACUCUCGGUGCCCGAGAUCACCAACGCCUGUUUUGAGUUCUCCAACCAGAUGGUGAAAUGUGACCCCCGCCGAGGCAAGUACAUGGCUUGCUGCCUGCUCUACCGGGGAGACGUAGUGCCCAAAGAUGUCAAUGCAGCCAUCGCGGCCAUUAAGACCAGGAGGUCCAUCCAGUUUGUGGACUGGUGCCCGACCGGCUUCAAGGUGGGCAUCAACUAUCAGCCACCCACUGUGGUGCCUGGCGGAGACCUGGCGAAGGUGCAGCGGGCUGUCUGUAUGCUGAGCAACACCACGGCGAUCGCUGAAGCUUGGGCCCGUCUGGAUCACAAGUUUGACCUGAUGUAUGCCAAGCGGGCCUUUGUGCACUGGUAUGUUGGGGAGGGCAUGGAGGAGGGAGAGUUCUCCGAAGCCCGGGAGGACAUGGCAGCCCUGGAGAAGGAUUACGAAGAAGUGGGGAGGGAUUCUGCUGAUGGGGAGGAAGAAGAUGCUGAGGAGGAAUACUAAAACUCAGUCUUGUGUUCUAAACCUGCAUGUAACCAGGCUAGAGUGGAGAUCAAUCAUAUGCUUUUUGUCAAUGUAUUCCACAUUUAACAUCAGGUUCCUAUUUUUAUUUUUUUUAGGUUUGUAUCUCUUUCCAGACUUCUGUAGAGUGAAGAUUCUAACUGUACUUUGUCUUAGAAUACAUUUGCUGUAGACUUUAAUCUUUACUUCCUGUCUCUUGGCAUUUACAUGGAGUAAUUGGUGUGUGCAUGGGGCGGGGUGGGAGUGGGGGACACAGAAAAGGGCCCUGCACUUGGUUAUUGUGUAACACUUUCCUGCACUGCUCAAUGAAUGGGCUGGGAGGGAAGAGAGAUGGCUUUUUAUUAUGGGAAAAACCAGCAUUAUUGGGGCAUGCAAUGUGCAAUUGUUGACCUUCAAUAAAAAGUUGAACCAC
Molecule: messenger RNA, 1914 nt
Organism: Hemicordylus capensis (graceful crag lizard)
Lineage: Eukaryota; Metazoa; Chordata; Lepidosauria; Squamata; Cordylidae
Gene: TUBAL3
Product: tubulin alpha like 3
Exons: 4
Coding region: 108-1484 (458 amino acids)
Biological process (GO): mitotic cell cycle; microtubule cytoskeleton organization
Cellular component (GO): cytoplasm; microtubule
Molecular function (GO): GTP binding; structural constituent of cytoskeleton
Source: RefSeq, a predicted model, not a curated record